CGUCUGGGUUUCUUUGUUAUCAGUUUUGUGGUUAUCUUGGAACGGAUGGCUGGACAAGACCCACAGCCUAUCGAGCUACAAAAUUUUACUAGUCCAGUACUUUUCAUUGCAUUGGGAAACCAAGCCACAACUAGGAAAUGGGAGGGACGUUUACCAAGUGCUCCUCGAAGAACAACUCCGAAAUCUGAUAUCGAACCGAUGAAUAAAACAAUAAAAGUGCAAAGUGCUGAAAGCUAAAGUGCUAAGUUAAUAAAUUGAAGUCUACAGUACAGUUUUUAUAACUGUCCCAAGUAACGAAUGGGGUUCGAAAAACCGAAUUGCUAGCUGUAUACGUGUACGGCAAACCCCACGCCAACUAGAUGGAAUAAAGUUAGAUUUGAUCAAAACGACGCCGGCGGAUUCGCAUCCUGGGAAACAUCCUUCUGUUAGGUGGGUACGCCCCCAUGUUUUCCUUUGCCGGUGGCGGUGUGCCGCCGCGCUAAUUAACUCGGUGUGGCUAAGAAAUUUUGGUCAAAUCGUAUCGACGUGUUGUACACUUUAUAUGGUCGGAGACUAAGUUACAUCAUUUUCAACGAAUCUAGUAUACCCUUUUACUCUACGAGUAACGUGCUUAACUACGUGUUGUGACCUUGGACAAAAUGGGUGUUGGUUGAAGUGAUCUGUAAUCCUUGCACUUCAGAUUCUACUUUUUGGUUUUGUUGGUGUCCAGUCCCAUUGAUACUGCUAGAGCAGUAUGUUUUCUUGAUAAAACAGCAUCAUCUGCUAGCAUUGACGUAGCAGGAGGAGGUGUUGAAGGGCAGGGCGGCGCCCUGCUUGAUCAUCGUGUUCAUGCGGCGGACAAGAGACAUGGUGGCGCAGAAGGCCUUCAGGGGGCAACGCAUGACGCUCGACAAGUACUUGGCCGUGCAAUUACGCAGAAUGCCGUUUGCCUUUUAAGUUGCAUAUUGUUCGGCGAUCUGAGGAGGAGUGCGAGCAGUGCGGACUGAAGCAGAGCGGAUUGGACCGAACUGGACUGGAGUGGAGUGGAGUGGAGUGGCGUAGAGCUGAGAAGCGGAAAGGCGGAAAAGCGCGGAAAAGCGGAAAAACGACGAACGUUAAGCAGGCGAGGUGAGGUGGAGAAGAAGUGCCACUGACAGUGGCAGUAAGUUACGGGCCAAGUUUCGCCGGAGUCGCCUUGUCGCUGGCGCAACUGGCAUAACUCAGAGCUGAUGAAAUAUGGAGCUGCUGCAGGCCCUUUGCUGUACGCUGCUCCUGCUUUUGGCCCGGAUGCAAGUUCUGAUUGCUGUCAGCUGGGAGGAUUGGUGGACAUACGAUGGCAUCUCAGGACCUGCCUUUUGGGGCCUCAUCAAUCCGGAGUGGUCGCUCUGCAACAAGGGUCGUCGCCAGUCGCCGGUCAAUCUGGAGCCCCAACGUCUGCUAUUUGAUCCCAACCUGAGGCCCAUGCACAUAGACAAGCACAGGAUAUCCGGACUGAUCACUAAUACGGGACACAGCGUCAUCUUCACGGCCGGCAAUGAUACGGUGGCCAACUACGACGGUAUGCAGACGCCGGUGAAUAUCUCGGGCGGACCGCUGUCGUACCGCUACCGCUUCCACGAGAUCCACAUGCACUACGGAUUGAACGACCAAUUCGGAUCGGAGCACAGUGUCGAGGGCUACACGUUCCCGGCGGAGAUACAAAUAUUCGGCUACAAUUCCCAGCUGUAUGCAAAUUUCUCAGAUGCCCUCAAUCGCGCCCAGGGCAUCGUGGGCGUCUCCAUUCUGCUGCAACUUGGAGAUCUCUCGAAUGCGGAGCUGCGCAUGCUCACCGAUCAGCUGGAGCGCAUUCGCUAUGGCGGCGAUGAGGCAUUUGUAAAGCGUCUCUCCAUCCGCGGACUGCUCCCGGACACGGAUCACUAUAUGACCUACGAUGGAUCCACAACGGCACCUGCCUGCCACGAAACAGUCACCUGGGUGGUGCUCAACAAGCCCAUCUACAUCACAAAGCAACAGUUGCACGCCCUGCGUCGCCUGAUGCAGGGCAGCCCAGACCACCCGAAAGCGCCCCUGGGCAACAAUUACCGGCCACCCCAGCCGCUCCUGCACCGGCCUAUUCGCACAAAUAUUGAUUUCAAGGCGACGAAGUCGAACGGCAAGGCCGCCUGCCCCACCAUGUACCGCGAGGUCUACUAUAAAGCGACCAGUUGGAAACAGAACUAGAAGUCAGCGACGUGAUGGCGUAACGUAACGUAUCGUAAGCGUAAGCGUAUGACGUAAGUAGCGAGCGGCGUGCAACAGGAGCUUCCACUAAACAUACAUAUAAACAAGGCGAUGCCGAGGGAAAAGGACACGGACCGGAAGGAUUCAGAUGGAAGAGGGAAGGGACAAGGACUGGGGUAGAGGAUCACAAAGGAAUCAGUGCAGCAGAGGUCAAAAAAAA
Molecule: messenger RNA, 2419 nt
Organism: Drosophila mauritiana
Lineage: Eukaryota; Metazoa; Arthropoda; Insecta; Diptera; Drosophilidae
Gene: CARPB
Product: carbonic anhydrase-related protein 10
Exons: 11
Coding region: 1216-2199 (327 amino acids)
Molecular function (GO): zinc ion binding; carbonate dehydratase activity
Source: RefSeq, a predicted model, not a curated record